AUGGCUAAUGGUUUACCUUACAAAAUUGACCUUAACUCUAUAGGGCCUACGACAAAGCAAUAUCCUGCGACAAAAGUCUUUGAAUAUAAUAGUUCAAAACUAAAAUUAGUUGCAUGUGACAAUUUUAUAUUCCAUAAAUCCAACGAAACAGGUAUUAAAAGGUCAAAGCUAGAGUCAACCAUUUACAAACAUGUCUAUAAAACUCUCAACUUAUCCACUGCUACCUCUGGAAAUGAGAAUCAAGAUGAUUCAAUUUUUUGUAUGCAUUGUGUUAAUAUGUUUCCAGCACAAGCCACUAAACGUAAAUAUAGUCCUUAUGCAAGUAGCAAUCUUAAGGCACAUAUGACUACCAUUCAUGGUAUUAAAAGAGAAGAUCUAGAUCACCCCAAUUUCAACUAUUUAUUACCAAAGUUAAAAAAUUCUGAGUCAAAUUAUAAACGUUUAUUUAUUAGAGAUGAUAUAUUUAACCAAAUAGUGUGUCAUAAUUGCCCUGUUUACAAAUUGACAUCUAACACUGUGAAUAAUGAUAAUAUAAACAGAUAUUUCCAGAAUGUAGAGCAUGAGCUUCAGGAAAAAGAAGAUUUUAAAAAUACAAUUGGCUUGUCCAAUUAUAAGUUUAUUUGGUCAACAUUGAAUGAGGUUAAUAAUAUGUAUAUUGAUUUAUUUCAAAAAAAUUGUGGUGGGAACUUUUGUGGUAUUCGUAUAGAACAAGUUCGUUGUUUUCCACAUAUUUCAGGUAUUAUAUUUGAUACAAUCCGCAAAAAUAUAACAAUUGACAAGGAAGAUGCUGAUAUUUGA
Messenger RNA from Saccharomycodes ludwigii, 798 nucleotides. RefSeq lists its product as uncharacterized. Bases 1 to 798 code for a protein of 265 amino acids. Lineage: Eukaryota; Fungi; Ascomycota; Saccharomycetes; Saccharomycodales; Saccharomycodaceae. The record is from RefSeq and is a predicted model, not a curated record. The transcript has a single exon.